Molecule: messenger RNA, 957 nt
Organism: Fraxinus pennsylvanica
Lineage: Eukaryota; Viridiplantae; Streptophyta; Magnoliopsida; Lamiales; Oleaceae
Source: the annotation of a GenBank genome assembly
AUGGCUACUAUUAGAGUACCAGAAGUGGUUCCUUCUCCAGCUGAAGACUGUGAAAAACUCAUGAAAGCUUUCGAGGGAUUGGGAACAGACGAGAAGGCAAUAAUUAGGGUGUUGGGUCAAAGAAAUGCAAGCCAGAGGAAGAAAAUCAAGGAGACGUUUCAGCAGAUUUACGACAAGUCCCUUAUCGAUUGUCUCGAUUCUGAAUUAUCUGGUGAUUUUGGGAGAGCUGUGAUCUUAUGGGCAUAUGAUCCUCCUGAAAGAGAUGCAAGACUUGUGAAUAAAGCCCUGAAAUCGAGGAAGAAAAAUAUCACGGAGUUACAAGUACUGGUAGAGAUAGCUUGUGCAUCGUCACCUCAACAUCUGGCUGCCGUAAGGCAAGCAUAUUGUGUUCUAUUUGAGUGUUCUCUUGAAGAAGACAUCAUAUCGAAUGUCUCACUGCCUGUGCAAAAGGUCUUGGUCAGUUUAGUAAGUUCUUAUAGAUAUGAUAAAGAAGCAGUGGAUUCCAUCAUUGCCAAUACGGAGGCAGUUAUACUGCAUGAUGCCAUUAGAGCAAAAAAUUUAGAAGAUGAUGAUCUUGUGUGGAUACUCAGUACAAGAAACAUCUUUCAGCUCAGAGCAACUUUCCAGUGUUACAAGGAUAAUUACAGGAAAUCCAUAGACGAGGACAUUAGGGCUUGUGGUAAAGGUAUUUUGGAAUCAAUUUUGAAAGUAGUGGUUUGGUGCACAGACUUCCCAGAAAGACACUUCGCGGAGGUUGUAAGAGCUUCAAUUGUUGGGCUUGGGACUGAUGAGGAUUCACUGACUAGAGCCAUUGUAACUCGAGCUGAAAUCGAUAUGAUGAAAGUCAGAGGAGAAUAUUUUAAUGCGAACAAAUCUAGUCUCGACAAUGCUGUAAUUGGAGACACCUCAGGGGACUACAAGGACUUCCUAAUGACCUUGCUUGGAGCAAAAAUCUGA